Olea europaea var. sylvestris is the source of this 888-nucleotide messenger RNA. RefSeq lists its product as uncharacterized. The transcript is spliced from 2 exons. NCBI's taxonomy places the organism in Eukaryota, Viridiplantae, Streptophyta, Magnoliopsida, Lamiales, Oleaceae. Bases 69 to 680 code for a protein of 203 amino acids. The record is from RefSeq and is a predicted model, not a curated record.
CCUUACCCUCGUAAGCUUUCAUAUUCACCCCUAGCUUUGGGUUUCCUCCCACUCGGGGCUAUCAUGAGAUGGGGGUGCUUAAGUCGUUGGUGACCCCCGCUCGAUCCAGAGCGAUUGCAGGGCGCAGCGCAGAUGACAUAGAAAGGGCUGCGGCUGUUUACCUUCAGAGGGUGGUGGCCCUCCAGACCGGACUCACUGAGUCGAAUCGCCGCCUAGUCUCAGAGCUGAAAACUCUUACUGAAGAAAAGAAAAAGGAGGCUCAUCACCACAAGAAGAAAAUAUCCUCCUUGAGGAAAUCUCUGGAGAUGUCGAACGCUCGAGCUCGUGAGCAAGAGACGGAGAUCGACAACCUACGCUCUGUUUUGGCUCGUGCUCCUGAAGAGGCGGUUGAGAGGUAUAAGGCCUCAGGUGAGUACGCUGGAGAUCUCAAGGCGGCUGUGGAUCAGUAUAAGACAUCGUCCGAUUAUGCUAAGGCUUUGAACUCAUACGGGGGGAAGGCGAUGUCAGCAUCAAUUAAGCUCUCCAAGGAGUGGAUUAUGGCCGAAUAUCCUUCUAUAGACCCCUCCGGCUUGGAUAGAUUUCUCGCACAGCGUAAGGGGAAGGAGAGCGUAGCUCAGUCAUCCAGAUCACUCGGUCGUUCAUCACAAGGGGGUAGUGGGGAUGUCUCCCCUUCGAGCUGAAGCAUUUCUUAGUUGUUGUUUUCCUUGCUAGUUUUUCCUUUUUAGUGUUUACUUUUGCUUAGCCUUGUUAUCUCCUACUUGCUCGGGAUGUGGGCAAGAAUUCUUCGAAUGUAUAAACACAUCUUUCAUUCGAUAUUAUUGGCGCUGGAUGCGUGGUUCCUUUAAAAUGUCGUCUCUCAUGUUAUUUUUCUUUUUACUGCUUGAUGGU